Malassezia sympodialis ATCC 42132 is the source of this 1368-nucleotide messenger RNA. RefSeq lists its product as uncharacterized. Lineage: Eukaryota; Fungi; Basidiomycota; Malasseziomycetes; Malasseziales; Malasseziaceae. Bases 1 to 1368 code for a protein of 455 amino acids. The transcript has 5 exons. Gene Ontology annotation, molecular function: purine nucleosidase activity. Gene Ontology annotation, cellular component: cytosol. Gene Ontology annotation, biological process: purine nucleoside catabolic process. The record is from RefSeq and is a predicted model, not a curated record.
AUGUGGGUAGCUGUCGCACAGAUGACUAGUGGGGCGGUCAUUCGCGACAACCUCGCUGUCGUACAGCAACUGAUCAGUCGCGCCGCCCAAUCUGGUGCUAGGGCCAUUUUUCUUCCGGAGGCGACGGACUUCAUUGCACCGCCCGCGCAGGUCGCCGAGCUGACUCGCUCGCCGGACAAUGCUGCGUUUGUGGAGCAGGCACUUGGAUCACCGGAUGUCAUACUCGAGGCCAUUACUCUAGCGUUUGGUAACACAACACUGGACUAUGCCCACGGCAAUAUCAAGCGGCUUGCGCAUGCUCUUAACGUUGCCAAGCAAGAGGGCUCUAUAAAAAAUCCCACUUUAUUGGAGCGCAUCGAGAAUGGCAUUAACGGAAAGCCCGUCCCUGUUGGUCUUGGCGCCGAAAAGCCACUGGGUGGCCGUCUCUUUACAGCCUCGUACUUCCACGGUCGCGAUGGCAUGUCGGGUGUAUCGUUCCUUGAGGGGAACCCGUAUCCUGAGGCCACAGAAUCCAAGCUUCUCAGCACGACACCGUCGGAUCUGUCAGCUUCCGACCUGAUUUUGGAUGUACUUAAGCGCCAUGAGCCCAACACUGUGCGCAUCGCCGCCGUGGCUCCGCUUACGAAUGUGGCCCUAGCAUACCAGAAGGACCCAGAGACGUUUCGACGAGUCCACUCCAUCAGCGUGAUGGGCGGGGCGCUGGAUGUGCCCGGCAAUACCACUCCCUGUGCCGAGUUCAACUUCUUCGCUGACCCUUGGGCUGCGAAGUUGCUGAUUGAGCAGGCUCAGCGUGAUGGGCCACCAUUGCCCAUUCAUCUCCUGCCUCUGGAUGUGACAACCAUACACACAGUGCCAUACUCAAAGCUCGUGCUGCCCGAGGACCACACCCUCUACAAGAACAGCUACCUAGUGCGCCUUAUCUCACUGUUUUUGCACAAACCUCGCUCUGUGACCAACUCGUUCGCACCGAAGGGUGUGCCAUUCGAUGCUGAAAAGUAUGAUCUAUUUGAGUGCCACGAUCCGCUGGCUGUGGCACAUGCGAUGUAUCAUGGCAUACACCCAGGAUGGGACAGCGCACAACGCCCUUUCCUCGUCGAAUCGGAGGGCGAGCUUACUCGAGGUUUCUGCGUCGUGGAUCGCCGUGGCCAUGGCGAUCUUUAUGCAGGCCGCAGUAAGGCCGAUGUUGAGAGCGAGCGUGGUCCUCAGAAUGAGCAUGGCGUACUGGAUGAUACUGAGGUGCGACCUGUCAAGAUUGCGAAGGUCGACCGUAACGCGUCUCCAGUGCCCAAUGUGUUUACUGUCACGAAAACGCCUGGGUCACACUGGUUCGAGGACAUGCUGCUGGGUUGCAUUGACAUGAAGCAGUAG